This is a messenger RNA of Enterobius vermicularis (human pinworm), 333 nucleotides long. Lineage: Eukaryota; Metazoa; Nematoda; Chromadorea; Rhabditida; Oxyuridae. The record is from the annotation of a GenBank genome assembly.
AUGCUUUUCGAACCAAAGGGAGAUAACCGUACUGGUUGUUAUGGGGAUGGAAUGCCGCCUCUACCGAUAAUGUUAGGAGACGCCUUACCGUCGAAGCUAAAACCAACAAUUCUAACAUGCUCGCUGAGUGACGAAGUUGGGUUUCGCAAAAACGAGUAUCUUAGGUGUGUCACUGAAGAAUACGGCAUGAUUAGCGAAAUCCGGAUGGAGAAAGGAGGGUUACGGACGGACAUACAGGGAGGGGGUGAGGAAGGGAAACUAGCGAGAGUAAGCGGGGCAGUAAAGAGGGAUAGCGAACCAGCAUAUUCAAUUUUGCUAGCACUCAUAGCUUGA